CCCCUAGAUAACAAAUUAGUCAUCUGGCAAUAUUGUACUUUCAUCUGGCAUCACUGAAAAUUGUAAACCUCGAAUCGCAAAUUUAUUUACCGUGCUUGUUAUUAAUUUUAAUCAACCCUAUUAAACUAAAUUAAACGUGCAACACGCGAUAUUGAAUCAUGACUGGAAGAGGCAAGGGCGGAAAGGGAAAAGUGGUGCGCGAUAAUGUCCAGGAUGAUCGCGACGAUUUUCUCGUUUAUGCUGCUGAGAAAAUCAUACAGAAACGCGUUAGAAAGGGCACCGUGGAGUAUCGCGUAAAGUGGAAGGGCUGGAACCAACGCUACAAUACCUGGGAACCCGAGGUAAACAUUCUGGAUCGUCGUCUAAUCGAUAUCUACGAGCAGAGCAACAAAUCCUCCGGCACACCCUCAAAACGUGGUCUCAAAAAGAAGGAGAAGGAUCCAGAACCUGACCCAGAACCGGAAUCAGAGGAAGAUGAGUACACCUUUCCCGGCGACGAUGAAACUCAUACAGAACAAACGCCAACCACAUCGAAUACCGGCGCUCAGGACACGCCCGAAACCAAAAAGGAGAAGAAACACCACCACCAUCAUCAUCAUCACCACCACAUCAAGUCCGAACGUAGCAGUGGCCGGCGCUCAGAGUCUCCGCUCACCCACCAUCAUCAUCAUCACCACCACGAGUCCAAGCGCCAGCGUAUGGACCACAGCUCCUCCUCCAAUAGCAGCUCCACCCACAACUCCUUUGUUCCCGAGGCGGACACAAAUUCAUCUAGCUCGGAGGAUCAGCCCUUGAUCGGUACCAAGCGCAAGGCGGAGGUCUUAAAGGAAUCUGGCAAAAUCGGAGUGACGAUCAAGACCUCACCGGAUGGCCCCACUCCGAAGCCACAACCGCAGUUGCAGCAGCAUCCAGAUCAACAGGCGUCAAAGUCACAGGAUCCACCGCAGUCGGAGAAGAGUGGUGGCGAGCCUGGAGCGCCGCAGAAGGCAGAUAUACAAAAUAAUGCAUUGGCCAUCGAAGCCACGUCUACGCCCGCAGAAUCGGGAACUGAAGAGGAGGAGGUGGCCAGCGAGGAGAGUGUGAAGCAGCAGCCGCAGCAACCAACAGAGAACAACAAUGUACCAAAAAUCGGAAAUAACUUAACUCUGAAUCAAAAACAGCCGCUGACACCUCUGUCGCCGCGGGCACUGCCACCUCGUUUCUGGCUCCCGGCCAAGUGCAACAUAUCCAAUCGGGUGGUUAUCACUGAUGUGACCGUUAACCUCGAGACGGUCACCAUACGCGAGUGCAAAACAGAGCGGGGAUUCUUUCGAGAGCGUGACAUGAAAGGCGACUCCUCGCCGGUGGCUUGAGCUUCGGCCAAUGCCACGGCCACGAAAAAGGGCAGAAAAAAAUAAGAAACCUGAAACGAUUGUAAAUAGAAAAACCAAAAUGAUUGAUAGAAGCUUAGGGAGUAACAGCUACAAAUCCAUACUAAAUGUUGCAAGGCAUUUUCUCUUUAAGACGUAAUUUAUUUAUUGUAUUUAUUUAUAGUGUAGCUAUUAGUUCUGUUGUUUUAUUACAGUGUUUAAUGCGCAAGGAUUGGUUAAGCGACUGCUUAGCUUAUCGCUGCAAUAGAUUGUAUAAUCCGCAUCAUAGAUAUAUCCUAUACAGAUAUUUAUUUACUAAAUAUUGUAUAUUUUUCUAUAAAAACUUUGAAUCUAUACACGAGAUACGACACUCAAAUGCGCAACAUAACAAAACUCUAUGCGAAACCGAAGCAAUUGUUGAUUACGCUUGAUAUACAAUUACAAUUAACUGAAGCUUAUAUCUAUAUAUUAUAUUAUAUAUUCGAGUAUGUCACAGUUUUUACCCCGUUGGCUAUAUCCCAAUGUUGUACUUGUUUUAAUAUGUUUUUGCUCGCGCCGACUGAUUUUACAAAAAGAAACCCCCAAAAAGAUAUAUGUGUAGUUUGUAGCUUUAGAAAUUAGUUAACAACAAUCUCGACUUAAUAUUUAUUUUAAAACGUUUUCGAAGCUGUCCUCAAAGCGAAAGUGCUGGCUUUAUGGGUUUUCAACCUGUGCAGUGCACAGAAUAUUCCACAAAUAAUUCAUAAACUCAGUACUUACCUGCAAUAUAUUAUUUUAACACUAAGCUUAUUUAUUUAAAGACUGCCUCAACAUAGUUUUUUGCAAAGGAUAAUUUAGUCUAUUUAUUUUAAAAAUUAAACCUUUACCCAGUAUGAUCCUCUUAGGGUAUUAUCUUCCGACUAUAAUGGUCUAUGUCGUAUCACUUUUACUUUUAAAUCAGCAGUUAAUUCUUAACUACUUAUCAGCUAAUAAUGUAUCGAUUCGAAUUCCAUUCCUUGUCAUAUUUUUAAAAAUGUGUUUUUGUCUUUUGUAAGUGGUAACUGUCUUUUUUAAUUUAUUUUAACCUUUGUAUUGUUUUUGUCCGUUUUAUGUCAGAAAAUUCAAAUUUUAAUAUGUUUAGAAUAAUUUGUGAAUGUCUUUGCCUAUGUUGUGACAGUCUUUUUGUAAAAUCGCCUCUGUGUUGGCUAUUAUCGGCUAGACUUAGUUGCGGCGCCAAUAAUUCCAAUUAAGAUACAACUCAAAUUGUACUCUUUGAAGUUUGUAAUUAAGUCUUAAACUUUAAUGUUAUUGCCCGUAUUGAAUGUACAUAAUAAAUUAAAUAGAAGCAACCAAA
Molecule: messenger RNA, 2682 nt
Organism: Drosophila ananassae
Lineage: Eukaryota; Metazoa; Arthropoda; Insecta; Diptera; Drosophilidae
Gene: Pc
Product: polycomb group protein Pc
Exons: 2
Coding region: 159-1352 (397 amino acids)
Source: RefSeq, a predicted model, not a curated record